This is a messenger RNA of Pteronotus mesoamericanus, 2903 nucleotides long. It is a transcript of the gene NIPA2, whose product is annotated as NIPA magnesium transporter 2. Gene Ontology annotation, cellular component: membrane. NCBI's taxonomy places the organism in Eukaryota, Metazoa, Chordata, Mammalia, Chiroptera, Mormoopidae. Gene Ontology annotation, molecular function: magnesium ion transmembrane transporter activity. The coding region runs from base 364 to 1446 and encodes 360 amino acids. The record is from RefSeq and is a predicted model, not a curated record. Gene Ontology annotation, biological process: magnesium ion transport. The transcript has 6 exons.
GCCCAGGCUCUCCUCGCGUUGCUCAUUGCUACCGGUAGUCGCCGGGGCCGGAGGUUGUUCAGGGCAAGUUGCCCUCGGGGCUCCCCCAUGGAGGAGACAGUGCUUGCGGCCGCAGCCCCGGAUGCUUGUACCUCCCACUGGACGGCGACGAGGGUGCUGGCCGCGCGAGCGCAGGAGAGGUCGGGCCGCACGGCCUGUGGGAGGGUUUGAGCGGAGGUGAGCAGAGCCGGGCACCGGAGGGGAAGCCGCGCGGUCACCUGCCUGCCGGGGUCUGAAGCCUGCAGCGCCCGCGUCGCCUCCAGCACCGGCAUUCCUGUCCUGUGAUCGAUGUGAGCCGCAGGAGCUUCUUACGUCGCAAACGAAAUGAGCCAGGGGCGCGGAAAAUAUGACUUCUACAUUGGUCUGGGAUUGGCUAUGAGCUCCAGCAUUUUCAUUGGAGGAAGUUUCAUUUUGAAAAAAAAAGGCCUUCUGCGACUUGCCAGGAAAGGUUCCAUGAGAGCAGGUCAAGGCGGCCAUGCGUACCUCAAGGAGUGGUUGUGGUGGGCUGGACUGCUCUCGAUGGGAGCCGGUGAGGUGGCCAACUUCGCUGCGUACGCCUUCGCACCUGCCACCCUGGUGACUCCACUGGGAGCCCUCAGCGUCCUCGUAAGUGCCAUUCUUUCUUCAUACUUUCUAAAUGAAAGACUUAAUCUCCACGGGAAAAUCGGAUGUUUGCUGAGUAUUCUAGGAUCCACAGUUAUGGUCAUUCACGCUCCGAAAGAAGAGGAGAUCGAGACGCUCAAUGAAAUGUCUCACAAGCUCGGGGACCCAGGUUUUGUGGUCUUUGCGACACUUGUGGUCAUCGUGUCCUUGAUCCUGAUCUUCGUGGUGGGACCGCGCCACGGACAGACGAACAUCCUCGUAUACAUCACCAUCUGCUCCGUGAUCGGGGCGUUCUCGGUCUCCUGCGUGAAGGGCCUGGGCAUCGCCAUCAAGGAGCUGUUCGCGGGGAAGCCUGUGCUGCAGCACCCGCUGGCCUGGGCGCUGCUGCUCAGCCUCGUCGUCUGCGUGAGCACGCAGAUCAACUACCUGAACCGGGCCCUGGACAUCUUCAACACGUCCCUCGUGACGCCCAUCUACUACGUCUUCUUCACGACGUCGGUCCUGACGUGCUCGGCCAUUCUGUUCAAAGAGUGGCAGGACAUGCCUGUGGACGAUGUCAUCGGCACUUUGAGUGGCUUCUGCACAAUCAUUGUGGGGAUAUUCUUGCUGCAUGCCUUCAAAGACGUCAGCUUUAGCCUAGCCAGCCUUCCCGUGUCUUUUCGGAGAGACGAUAAAGCCGUGAACGGCAACCUCACUACUAUGUAUGAAGUUCUGAACAACAACGAAGACGGCGUAACCUGUGGAAUCGAACAGCACGCUGGGGAGACCGUGUCCCGAAGAAACGGAAGCCUGACAGCUUUUUAAGAAACAUGGGAUCAAACGGUUAACCUGUCGUUGGUAUAAAGUGAAUCUGAGUAUCCGAACGUGUCUGGGAUAGUGUUCUUCUCAAAUAAUGUUCUCUAGAGACAAUCUUUUUUAAGGUUUCACUGAUUUGGACCAAGAAAUUACUUUUAUUAUAUUUCAAUGAUGGUAGCUCACUAAAAUGACCUCAGUCCCCGGCCAGUUUUUGUUAACAUUGUUACUCUGGUAGCCGUAUUGGAAAGUAUUUUCCACCGACCUCGAAAUGCACUAAUUACAGUUUGGAGUCUAUAAAAAUGCUUUACUUCCUCAGUGGCGGCGGGAGUCUGCAGCGUACGUUUUUCGUCUCCAUUCACAUCAUCCCUGAGCAGUUUAAGGCUUUUUCGAUUGAAAGAACCAAAUUAUCUCAGUAUAUUUAUUACCCUGUGAUUUAGCUUACCUACACAAAUGGCUCCUGUUUGAGGAAUUAUUUUAACAUAUCAAAGAAAAUACUGAAUUACUAAGGGCAACUCAUUUACAAACAAAGGGCAGGAAUUCACGCCACAGAAUACUUCCCGGUGUGACCGGUCGGCCCUUCCUGGCCCUUAACCCAGCACAUCCUGGGCUGCCAGGCGGGGGUGUCCUUUAGUGACUGCAAUCCCUUGACGCCCCAAACCUUGAUUCCCAUUUUUACAUCGGCUCUGGUACUUUGCGGUAUAUUUUCAUGAUGAGUUAUAUUGUCGUUUAGGUCUUCUAACAACUCUGGGAAAGUAAGGUAAUUGAAAAAACCGAGCUUCCGUUACAAUAAAAAAGAUUGGCAACAAAGUUCUUUCUAAGUCUGGAUGCUUAGGACAGGCUUGUCUGUGAAAUCUGGUUUCUUUCCAGGUUUCUUGACAAGUUCUUUCAGAAACAUCGGUGAGAAACGUUCACGGAAUGAGAAUUUCAACCGUAUGCAGAAAAGGUAGAACAGAACCGUAAACUCCAUCAGCUUCAAACGUGUGGUCAUAGCAAUUAACUGGCCGUAAAAACAGUUGACAGUUAAUGUCCCCCUGGGUAGUAGGUAUCUCUCAGGCUGUUUCCACUCUGCUGUUCCUGCCCAAGGUCACCCAGCUCGGCUCCCCUGUGUGACUGCCCCCGGCUCGGCCCACACAGCUCUCCGCUGACAUUACCAGGGAAGAACUGACAGGCUCCGAGUUCCAUGAAAUAAACCCCCUUCCCCCCAAAGUUUUAUCCUAUACCCUCUAGGGAGCCUUUUUAGACCUUUUUCCCCCGAAGGCCUCCCUGUGAAAUUUUCUACCGGAUAAACUCUGUUUGCUGUGCUGUAUCCUGCUGUGCUUCCUGCAUAACAGCAAGAACCAGUACCUCUCCCUCCCUCCCAGGUGUGACAGUGCCCUGAGAAUGCAGAACUUGAAGAAUAAAUUCUUAUUUAACAUCUUAAAACACUUGUCUUUUACAUGAGUGUCUAGUACAUUUUGUUUUACAAU